AGCACCCUCUGGAAAUUUUCACGGCGCCAUUUUGAAGUCGCUGAGUCGGACCUGCGUGGUGAGCGCUCUCUCCGUAGAAUUGCCGCAGUCGUCUCUGUUGGAAGAUGGCCAUGGCGAACAGGAAUCUGAAGCAAGUGCGCAUCGAGAGAAACAACAAUGGCAGCAACAGCAGUGAGAGGAUUUCCCCUCCGCAGCAGCAGAUGGUGCACCCGGGGAGGAACAACAAGCGCCGCUUUGACCUGUCCGAGGGGGACCCGGCUCUUAUGCCUCCUAAGAUGGAAGAGGCGGAAGAGUCUCAGGGGGUGACCAUCGACAUCAAGAGCUUCCUGAAGCCCGGGGAGAAGAGCUACACCCAGCGGUGCCGCCUGUUCGUGGGCAACCUGCCGACCGACAUCACGGAGGAGGAUUUUAAGAAGCUCUUUGAGAAGUUUGGAGAACCGAGCGAGGUCUUCAUCAACCGGGACCGGGGCUUCGGCUUCAUCCGCCUGGAAUCCAGAACACUCGCUGAAGUAGCGAAAGCAGAGCUUGAUGGCAUGGUACUCAAAAACAGGCCACUCCGUAUCCGCUUUGCUACCCACGGGGCAGCGCUCACAGUCAAAAAUCUGUCUCCUGUGGUAUCAAAUGAACUCCUUGAAGAAGCUUUCUCCAUGUUCGGCCCAGUUGAACGAGCGGUUGUCAUAGUGGAUGAUCGUGGCAGAGCGACAGGCAAGGGCUUUGUGGAGUUUGCAGCAAAGCCCCCAGCAAGGAAAGCUAUGGAGAGAUGCACAGAUGGAGCGUUUAUACUGACAACGACUCCACGGCCAGUUAUUGUAGAACCAAUGGAGCAGUUUGAUGAUGAAGAUGGUUUGCCAGAAAAAUUUAUGCAGAAGACUCAGCAGUACCUCAAAGAAAGGGAGGAGCCCCCAAGGUUUGCUCAGCCAGGAACAUUCGAGUUUGAGUACUCUUCACGAUGGAAAGCGCUGUAUGAAAUGGAGAAACAGCAGAAAGAACAGGUUGACCGGAACAUAAAAGAAGCGAAGGAGAAAUUGGAGGCAGAGAUGGAAGCAGCCCGCCAUGAGCACCAGCUGAUGCUUAUGAGACAAGAUCUAAUGCGACGGCAAGAAGAGCUGAGAAGGCUGGAGGAGCUGAGGAAUCAGGAGCUUCAAAAGCGAAAGCAGUUUCAUAUGAGACAUGAAGAAGAACAGAGACGACGGGAAGAAGACAUGAUUCGUCAGAGGGAGCAGGAUGAUCUAAGACGUCAGGAAAGUUUCAAACCAGCUUACAUGGACACUAGAGAACAGGAUUUGAGGAUGGGUGAUAUGGGCGUCCGAGGAGCAAUAAAUAUGGGAGAUACCUAUAGCCCAGCUCCUGCUGUUAACCAAGGUCCUCCUCCACCACCACCACCUCCUCCUCCUCCUUCAAUGAUGGGGAUGAAUAUCAACAACCGGGCAACUGUCUCAAGCCCUUCAAUGGGUCCUGGUGCUACAAUGGGCUCUGAAGGAGCUGCAAGCAUUGGAGCGGCAAUGAUGCCAGAUAAUGGAGCAGUGCGCAAUGAUAGAUUCUCACAGCCACCUCCAUCCCAAAUGGGAUCUCCCAUGGUUAACAGAGCAGGAACUGAAGCUGCUCAGCCAGCAAUGGGUGGUGUAAAUGCAGUUGGUGGUGGACCUGGUGGCUAUGGUAGAGGAAACCAAGGGGGAAACUUUGAUGCAUCUAACAAACGUCGCCGUUAUUAGUACUUCACUCCAUACCGUGUAGAACCUUUUUAGUAGAUGAAUUCCGGUGGAAUGCCUUUUUGUUUUAUUUUUCUUUAUUUUUUUUGAACCUAUUGUUUUGUCUUAACUCUAGGAUUUGUAGAAAGUUUUGUUAUGUAACUCCUACAUAUUGUGUUUUUGAUCUUACCAAGAUUUAUCAUGCCUUAUUGUGAAAGUUAAAUGUUACUGUGAUUUACUCGAAUUGUAAUAGUGUUGUAAAACUUGCACCGUAAGCGAUCGCAAUAAAGGCAAAACCUCCUUUGAA
This is a messenger RNA of Bufo bufo (common toad), 1995 nucleotides long. RefSeq names its product paraspeckle component 1 (gene PSPC1). The transcript has 9 exons. NCBI's taxonomy places the organism in Eukaryota, Metazoa, Chordata, Amphibia, Anura, Bufonidae. Bases 105 to 1712 code for a protein of 535 amino acids. The record is from RefSeq and is a predicted model, not a curated record. Gene Ontology annotation, biological process: regulation of DNA-templated transcription. Gene Ontology annotation, cellular component: nucleus. Gene Ontology annotation, molecular function: RNA binding.